AUUCAAUUAAAAAUAAAUGGAAAACAUUGAUCUUAAAGAAACUCUUAAGAGAAAAAAUUACUCCUCUGCCCUGUCUGACGACAGUCCUAGAAAACUCAGGUGGAAAGUCAAAGUCCUUGCUGAUAAUUAUCAGACAACCAAACAAAUUGAUCAGAUUAUUUCUGAUGUGAAGACCUCUAGGAAGAAUGUUGAAAAAUCCUUAGAGGCAACUAGAGAGGUCCUCGACAAAUAUGAAGGCUUUAAGAAGAACUUCAAUAAAGCUAUUACUAAACUUAGUCAGAGAAUUGAACUUGAGGAAAAUAACAAACUUAAGCCUGUUGAUACAGAAGUUCAAGAAGAAUUUGGAGAAUCGACUGCUUCUGUUUCUGAUGACAGCAGUAAUAUGGUGUCCUUUAAACAAUCCUGUCCAGUCUUAUGAUUGAAGAAAAAUGAAUCAAAAGUGACUAGAUUUUAUAAGAACAAUCCUCAUUUGGCAAGAUUUAAUCCAACUACAAGAAGAUCUCCCAAGUUAUCACCAACCAGGGCUCAGCCUUUUAAGUUUUAAUUUAAUUCACUAAUCCAUGUU
Messenger RNA from Moneuplotes crassus, 565 nucleotides. NCBI's taxonomy places the organism in Eukaryota, Ciliophora, Spirotrichea, Euplotida, Euplotidae. The record is from the annotation of a GenBank genome assembly.